Halichondria panicea is the source of this 2369-nucleotide messenger RNA. RefSeq names its product probable serine/threonine-protein kinase drkD. Bases 105 to 2312 code for a protein of 735 amino acids. Lineage: Eukaryota; Metazoa; Porifera; Demospongiae; Suberitida; Halichondriidae. The transcript is spliced from 3 exons. Gene Ontology annotation, molecular function: ATP binding; protein binding; protein serine/threonine kinase activity. The record is from RefSeq and is a predicted model, not a curated record. Gene Ontology annotation, biological process: protein phosphorylation.
GGGCGUAUCUCCUUUUUGACUUUUUCGUUGUGUUGGCCGCUACAGUUCUCUAGCUCUCUAGCUCUGUAACUUUAAGCUUUCUAUACAGUACAGUGACGAAGACAAUGGCUGUAAAUCCACAAGCUUUCGAGCAGUUCACUCUGAGACAAAUUCGCAUCACUGAGAAUGAGUUUGGACGAGGUUCCUACGCUGUUGUCAUGGAGCUAGAGUAUCGAGGACUGAAAUGUGCCGGCAAGAAGCUUUACCGAGUUCUCUACGAGACUGGAAUCGGGCAUGCAGCACGAAGGUAUCUGGAGGAGUGUCACCUGCUCAGUCAAACUAGGCACCCCAACAUUGUCCAGUUUCUGGGAGUCUGUUUUGAGGAAGGCUCUCAGUUCCCCAUCCUAGUCAUGGAGUUCCUUCCCACCAACUUGACCAGCUGUCUCGAGCGCUACGGUAUUCUCCCCGAUGAGAUCAACUUCUCCAUCCUCCAUGACGUCUCACUGGGCCUGGUCUACCUCCAUGGCCAAACACCAGUCAUUGUGCACAGAGACCUCUCAGCCAACAAUGUCCUUUUGUCCACCAACAUGACGGCCAAGAUAUCCGAUCUGGGGGUUGCUCGAAUAUUGAACCUGACCCCCCUUCAAGUGAGUCGAAUGACGGAGACCCCUGGCACCCCAGCGUACAUGCCCCCCGAAGUGAUGGUUGCCAACCCCCACUAUGACACCAGUGUGGAUGUGUUCUCCUUUGGGAUCAUGAUGAUUCACACCUUCACAUCAAAGUGGCCACUACCAAGUAUCGGCCAGACACGAAUCGAUCCUGCUAAUCCUGACAGACUGAUACCAGUUACAGAAGCUGAACGACGUGAAGAGUUUCUUCGAAAACUAUCCCCAGACCACCCUCUGAUGGACCUCAUCAUGCGCUGUCUCAGCAACAACCCUCAGCGAAGGCCUAGAGCAGCGGAGAUAGUGGGUCGGAUGGUGGGUGUGGUACUUGAACACCCUCCCUCCUUUGAGAACAGAGUGGAGAUGCUCCAGCGAGUGAGUGCCCUACUGACAGAGAAGAGGGAGCUUGAGGAAGAGGUUGUGAGGAAGGACUCAGCAAUCCAGGAGAAAGCAGGAGAGAUCGAGGCACUGGCGGAAGAGAAAAUACGACAAGAAGAAGAAAGUGAAAACGCUGUCGAGCGUAUGCAGUUGGUGCACUCUGUGGAAACUGAUCAAAUUAAAUUAGAUUUUAAAUGUCAACUCGAAGAUAAACAAUCUGUAAUUGCUGACAAAGAUUCCACUAUCGCUCACAGAGAUUUGAUGCUUGCCUCCAAGGACACUUCCCUUCAAAAGAAAGAAGCCACCAUUCAGAGUUUGAACGACCAGCUAACCAAAACUAGAGACUACCUGACCAGCAAACCACAGUCCCUACAGGUUCAGUUGUCCUACAGUCAGUGCUCUGAGGCUCCAGUGGAGAUGUCUCAUGGACUAGCGGUAACCAUCAAUGGCAAGGUCUACUAUGGUGGAGGAGCCUGUGAUGACGAUGAUGACGAGUACUGUGUCCACUGUUACGAUCCGCCACAAGACGUCUGGUCAACUCUAUCUAGACUUCCUGUAUGCUAUUUUGGUCUAGGAGAGGUCAAAGGUGAACUGGUAGCAGUUGGCGGUAUGGAUUCACCCUUAUCUGUGAUCAACGUGGUGCACGUGUUUAACAAAGGAAGGAACUGGAAACGGACGAUCCCACCCAUGCCCACAGCGAGGUAUUGGCCAGCAGUCGUUAGUCUCUCAACACAUCUGAUCGUAGCAGGAGGUCGAUUGGACUCUGUUACCUACACUGAUAUUGUUGAGAUCUACAACAUCAGCACCUCCCAGUGGAGCGAGACAGACAGACUACCGUAUGCUUGUGGUUUCCAAAGAGGAAUUGUCUACAAUAACACAGUGUACCUAAUGGGGGGAAGUGACGGCAAUUUUCUAAACAAGGUGUGUGCUGCUCAAGUCGACAAGUUCAUCUCAGCAGACCGACAGGAUGAUGGGAGUGCCAACAAAGCCGACUCUGUCUGGAAUACAAUAUCCAACACACCGUCUUACUGUCCCUCCCCUGUAACGAUAUCCGACACCCUCUUUGCUGUUGGUGGAGUGGAUAGUGAAGAUGAAGCCACUCAAAGGAUCUACGCCUACUCGUCCUCGAUGGACUCCUGGCUCUACGUUGGUGAUCUACCAUCUCCUAUAGCAGGAGCUGCCACUGUGUCACUGUCUCCAUCAGAGUGCCUUAUGAUUGGGGGAAGGAACAACAAUGGAGGAAUACAAUCUACUGUGUAUAAAAUUAGAACUGCAACAACUAUUUCUUAAUUGUUUUGGUAUAAUUAUAAAAUUAUAAAUAACCCAAAUUUUCAUGAUAAUUGUUUU